This is a messenger RNA of Brassica rapa (field mustard), 2737 nucleotides long. RefSeq names its product heavy metal-associated isoprenylated plant protein 22. The record is from RefSeq and is a predicted model, not a curated record. Gene Ontology annotation, molecular function: metal ion binding. Lineage: Eukaryota; Viridiplantae; Streptophyta; Magnoliopsida; Brassicales; Brassicaceae.
ACUGAAUUAAAAGAUUCAAAACCUAUUUGUGUACGUAUUUUAUGAAUAUGGCCAACAAGAAAAUUAAUUCGUACACGUUUUGCAAACAGUAAACCUUGAGGUUUUGACAAAGUGGUUUCUUGAUAAAUUGAGUAUAUUAGAGCAUGAUUAAUGGAGGUUUUUAGAGUGGUAUUUUUAGCGAAAAAUAAAAAACCGUUUUUUAAACUUUCAACUAAAAAAACUAAAAAUCUGCUCUUAAAUAAGAUAUUUAAGAAUCGAUUCUUAGUUUUUUAAUUAAAAGUUAAGAGACAGUUUCUUAUUUUCUAUUAAAAAUCUCACCCUAAGAACUUUCAUGCUCCGAGAACAUUAAAUCAUUAACCAAUUAACGCAAAACACAUGAGGGGUAGGCCUUCAUGAGGUCAUGUACUCAUGUUUAUAGGAUGUGGAAGAGUGGUUUUGUGACAAGUCUCAAUAAGACCUUUGUCAUCUAGUGAUCGUGCAUUAAUAUAUCUUUUCGUAUGUCGAAUUAAUUACCUGCACUGAUAUCAUAUUAUUUUAGUAAGUAUUUUGAAUAUAUUGUAUGCCUGAUACGAUAAGAUUGAAUUAUUAAUUAUUCGUCUCCACAAGUUACUGGACCAAUAAUAUUUUGUAUGAUUGAAUCCACAAGCCUUGCCUCGCACCACUAAAAUAUAUAGAGAAGAUAUUACCAAACAGAUAAAAGGGACGUUUAACACAAUUUCAACCUAAUCUGCCCCAAACCCACUUUUCCAAAGAAGUUUAUUAUUAAGCGCAAUCAACUCUAUCAUAUUAAAAUAUUAUGUGACCACUGAUUAUUUUUGUUGGUAUAAACACUAAUCAACUAUGUGGACAUGAAUAAAUCAAAAGCACCGGUUUCACUUCAUAUGGAGCCUACUUACAAGGUAGUAUACUAUGGAUGAUAGUCAGAUAUGUAAAUACGAGAAAAGGUAUGCCGACUAAUAUUUGACAAUUAAUUACACUGCCUGAAAUUUGUUAAGAGUCUUAAGACGUACAUGUUGUCUCAAGUUAAGUAUAUGCGUAUAUGCACAUUGAGAGGUAGCAACACGAGUAGUUUUGCUAUACAUCAAAGGCUGUAUUGGGAAAGGAGUUCUACUUAAAGCCAACAGCGUUGUACGUGAGUAAAUGUGUAUAGAGACUCGUACAUGUUCACUUAUUCGACGAUCUUUUGAGGGCCUAUGUAUUUUGUUUUGGAGAGUCCAAUAAACUUAUUUGGAUAACAAAAAAAAAAGGUUUUCGCUCGUAUGCAUAAACUGAAACCAUGAAAUGACAAGUCAAAAUGAAAAACAUACAAUUACACCUUGUUACAAAAAUAUAUAUUUAAAUGCAAAGAUCUUUGGAUGAAUUACUAUAUGACGAAAGCAAUCGUGAUACAAUAGGGGAAAAAAAUGUAAGAUGCAUGCAUCUCCUGCAUCGGUUGAUAAGUUUCCAUAGAUAUGUAUUUUAACUUCCAAUCUCUGGAGGUGGGUUCCAUUUUACUUACUAUAAAUAUGUAAUGUUUCAAUUAUUUGGUAUUCGUGUUGGUCGCAAAUGCAUCUUGCGUGGUACACCAAAAUAAUAUCGAUCCUAAGAAAAAAAUAAAGUCAAAGUGCACUAAUUAAGUAAUUAUUAGGUACUUUAAAUUUCUUUAAAAAAAUCUUAGUAGAUUUAGCUCAUUGCAUUACAUGUUUACAAGGUAACACUUGACGUGAUAAUAAACAUAGGAGUCAUUUUCUUCUAUAAACUAUAUAAUUUUAUAUAACACAAAGAAUUAACUACCAAUUAAAAAAAUAAGAAAGCGACCCGAUGAAUGAAAGAAACAUCAGAAACGGCCUCAUUGUCCGCCAGAAAAUAUCUUGGAUGAGGACAUCAAUUUAUCUAUACACUAGAGGGACACACCUCCAACUUUAAACAAUUAUAUCGUUACACCUAAUGACAUAGAAUUAUGUUCAAUUCCAUCAACAAAUAAACUAAUGUCUGUUUGUUUCGGAACAUAAUAUUAACCAUACCAAACUUCCCUAUAUAUAUAUAGCUAGAGAGACCAAUCUCAUUCAAAGCAUUACUCUCUUCGCGUGUGACAGUAAACAUGGGAGCUCUCGACUUUCUCUUCGACUAUUUCUCUAAUAGUUUCGAUGUUUCGAUAAGAAAACGGAAGAAGCAUAAAGUCAUGCAGACAGUGAACAUAAAGGUGAAGAUAGACUGUGACGGAUGCGAACGCAAAAUCAAGAACGCUGUUUCCUCCAUGAAAGGGGCAAAAUCGGUGGAAGUGAAUAGAAAGAUGCACAAAGUGACAGUGAGUGGCUACGUGGAUCCCAAGAAAGUAUUGAAGAGAGUGCAAAGCACUGGGAAGAAGAAAGCUGAGUUAUGGCCGUAUGUUCCUUACACGAUGGUGGCUUAUCCGUACGCAGCUGGAGCUUACGACAAGAGGGCACCAGCGGGUUUUGUGAGGAAGUCGGAGCAGGCUCAGGCGCAGCCGGGAGGUACAGACGAUAAGCUCAUGUCCCUUUUCAGCGACGAGAACCCUAACGCCUGCAUCGUCAUGUGAAUGAGUUUAGUGCUUUACAUAAUUAUAAUUAGCAACGUUUUUUUCUAUUUUUAUAAAGUUUGUAUUGUAAUCUUCUUGGUGUUCUAUAUAAUAAGAAGCAAAGCAACUUAUAGUAAACUACUUGUUUUUUGGUUAAAACUCAUAGUCGACUGCUAUAUGUGUUAUUUAACGACGACUAUCUAACUCGCUAUUUUCUCA